UUUAUGCUGACUUCACCCAACAGGCACCUGACCCUCCCAGAAGAGGUGGGAGGGGCUAAAGCCGUGUGCCGGGCCAUGGCAGGGGCGGAGGUGCAGCACAGACAAUAUUUAAGAUGCCGUCUUGGUAGAGCACUUAGGCUUGAGAAGGAAAGGGACAGGGCAUCCAUUACGCUCCACUUUCAGAAACUCAAGCUUUGAGGAAGGCUAAGGAAGACCAAGGACAGAGAAAACAGUUCAGUGUAAGGAGCCGUCCAGAGUGAGGGUAGAGGCUUGCCACGCUCUGCAGACCUCUCCCAGACAUAGCCAGGUUCCCCUAAAGGAAGAGGCCCCCCACCCAGGCCCACAGAAAAUGAUGACAAAGAUUCUCUUCACUGUGACUUGGCUCAGCAUUUUCAUCGUGGCCUUUGUCAGCCACCCAGCGUGGCUGCAGAAGCCCCCUAAGGGCAAGGCACCUGCACAGGUCAAAGCGGCCGCCUGCUGCCAGGAGGUGAAGGAGCUCAAGGCCCAAGUGGCCAACCUAAGUGGUCUGCUGGGCGAACUGAGCCAGAAGCAGGAGCGGGACUGGGUGAGCGUGGUCAUGCAGGUGAUGGAGCUGGAGAGCACCAGCAAGCGGCUGGAGUCGCGGCUCACGGACGCUGAGAGCAAGUACUCAGAGAUGAACAACCAGCUCGACAUCAUGCAGCUGCAGGCGGCGCAGACCGUCACACAGACCUCCGCAGAUGCCAUCUAUGACUGCUCUUCCCUCUACCAGAAGAACUACCACAUCUCUGGGGUGUACAAGCUUCCUCCAGACGAAUUCCUGGGCAGCCCCGAGCUGGAGGUGUUCUGUGACAUGGAGACUUCCGGUGGAGGCUGGACCAUCAUCCAGAGACGAAGGAGUGGCCUUGUCUCCUUCUACCAGGACUGGAAGCAGUAUAAGCAGGGCUUCGGCAGCAUCCGUGGGGACUUCUGGCUGGGUAACGAACACAUCCACCGGCUCACCAGACAGCCAACCCGGCUCCGAGUGGAACUGGAGGACUGGGAGGGUGAGGUGCGCUAUGCGGAGUACAGCCACUUUGCUGUGGCCAAUGAAGUGAACAGCUACCGCCUCUUCCUGGGGAACUACAGCGGUGACGUGGGGAACAACGCCCUCCUCUACCACAACAACACAGUCUUCAGCACCAAGGACAAGGACAAUGACAACUGCUUGGACAUGUGUGCACAGCUCCGCAAAGGUGGAUACUGGUACAACUGCUGCACGGACUCCAACCUCAACGGGGUGUACUACCGCCAGGGCGACCACAAGCAGCACCUGGAUGGCAUCACUUGGUACGGCUGGCAUGGCGCCAACUACUCCCUCAAGCGGGUGGAGAUGAAAAUCCGCCCAGAAGGCUUCAGGCCCUGAAAGGAGGCUGCUGCGGAGCAGGGCUGCGGCAAGGAGACACGAGCAGACUGAGGGCAGUGUGGGACAGGGAGAGGCUGUGGAAAGGGCAGGGUGGGCGACAGCCUGCAAGCUCAAGGACAGGGGAACUCUCUGAGAAGAGUUAAAGAUUUUAUUAUGUGUGCUGCUGAAGCCGGCACAUGCGCACAACGAAACAGUGUGUACCACGGAUGUCCCGUAAAUGGGACGAAGCACUGAAACCCAGCGGUUCCUGCCACAUACUGCUCAGGGGCCGGGCCGAGUGGGCUCACUCUGCCCCUCACCCCUGACAAAGCAACCAUUUAUUCAUUCUCUCUAAGUUAUGCGAGGGCAAAAACCAAACCCCUCUGCUAAAAAUGACUGUGCUAUUUUGAUUCUCAAAGAUGAGGCCUUGGGUGUUACAGAAAGGAGCAGAAGCGGGUGGUAGCGGAGAGGAAACUGCUUUUAAAUCAAAUGAAAUCAUCUUUAGCCUUUCAUCUUUUAAAACACAAAAGCUGUUGGGCUGGAGAUGAGCUGUUGGAGUCUGUUGAGGAGACUCCAGGGCCCUGGGCCUCUCGACUGGACCCUUGGAGCACCGUGCGGCCACGAGGGCCAGGGCAGCACCAAGAGGCGCAACGCGAGUCUGGCGCAGCAAGGGGCCGCCAGGGGCGGUGGGCGGUGGGCAGUGUGCACAGUCCCUCACACACACGUGCUGAGAGCCACCACGGCAGUCACGGUCAGCAGCGAUGCAUCCACUUUUACUGACUUUGUAAGAAAGGACCCAAAGAGCUUCCUUUUUUAUCCUGUCUAUACGAAACGGCUGCAAAAUGAAGACAGGUGGCGCUAUGGUUAACAAUUCACGCUGUAUAUGAGCAUCUUGCUUUGUAAAAAAUAAAAUAUGCUAGUGUGUGACUUAAGGGUU
This is a messenger RNA of Chinchilla lanigera (long-tailed chinchilla), 2300 nucleotides long. RefSeq names its product angiopoietin-like 7 (gene Angptl7). The coding region runs from base 350 to 1384 and encodes 344 amino acids. The record is from RefSeq and is a predicted model, not a curated record. Lineage: Eukaryota; Metazoa; Chordata; Mammalia; Rodentia; Chinchillidae. The transcript is spliced from 5 exons.